CUGCGCUAUCCACUUGUCACUGUCCGAUCGGCGCGCGCGCAUCGCCGCCACCGAUACAAACGCGUCGUGCACGUGCGUGCGUAUCCGAUUACAAUCCGAUAGUUGAUAAUAUCCGAUAUUAUCCGACACCCGUGGACCAUUGUAGUGAGAACUGUGAUUGUGUUGGACCUUUGAUUCUUGUUGAUUCGGAAAAUUUAACGUUCAUGAUGCGGCAGAGACGAGCUUUCGCCGUAGCUUUUCUUCUAUUACUCCAAACGAGUGCAAUCUUAAGUGACCAGACAUCGAACGACAACGGCGGAGGAGGUAGCAACCCGGAUACCAACAAUGCUGUGGACCCGUCUACAGACCAGAUGGCGAUGGAGUCUGCGGAGCGGGACACGCCAAGCCACGCGUACAACGGUCCUCCGCCACCCGUGCCGCCGCAGCACAACAGGAGGCAGAACCCACCUCAUCUGCAGCCGCAUCAUGCAUUAGGGAUGCCGAGAAUACCAAAUCACCAUCAAAUUCACUCCAAGCCGUUUGCCCUGGGACCGCCAGUCAAUCAUCUGAAAAACGAUAUAGGGUCCGGGUUCCGUGGUCCGCCCCCGCAACAGACGCCGCCUGCCGACGCUCAAACUGCCGCCAGCGACAAAGUAUUCAGCGGAGCUGGCGAUGUUUGGCCAGCCCCUGCGCCUGAUAUGCCUAAAAUAGUAUCUCUCGAUGUUAAAUGUGAAAAGAAUGCCAUGCGAGUGUUUCUCAGUUUCGAUAAACCUUUCUUUGGCAUCGUUUUCUCCAAAGGACAUUACUCGAACCACCAAUGCGUACAUCUGCCUCCUAAUUUGGGACGGGCUUCUGCUUCUUUCGAAAUCGGUGCUCACGCUUGUGGAACCGCUGGGAGCGGAGACCCGAGGUACAGAGGAGAUGUUGCUGCGGCCGGUACUUACUUCGAAAAUGUAAUUGUUAUUCAGUACGAUCCACAAGUUCAAGAAGUAUGGGAUCAAGCAAGAAAACUGCGUUGUACUUGGCACGAUCAGUACGAGAAAGCUGUUACGUUCAGACCAUUCCCUGUUGACAUGCUUGACGUUGUGCGAGCUGACUUUGCUGGCGAUAACGUCGGUUGCUGGAUGCAAAUUCAAGUAGGAAAAGGACCUUGGGCGUCGGAAGUAUCAGGAUUAGUGAAAAUCGGACAAACCAUGACUAUGGUGCUUGCUAUUAAAGAUGAUGACGCUAAAUUCGACAUGUUAGUGCGUGACUGUGUUGCUCACGAUGGUCAGCGCGCGCCUAUUCAACUAGUGGAUAGACGAGGUUGUGUCACACGUCCAAAAUUAAUGUCAAGAUUCACAAAAAUAAAGAAUUUCGGAGCUAGCGCAUCCGUACUUUCUUAUGCUCAUUUCCAAGCUUUCAAGUUCCCCGAUUCAAUGGAAGUCCACUUCCAAUGUACGAUUCAGAUUUGUAGAUAUCGAUGCCCGGAGCAAUGUUCCGAUGGAGGUCACAACUUAAUAGCUCAACACGUAGAAUACGGUCCCCCACAGAUUGACUCAUAUCCUGUUGGUGCUGAGAUAAGGAGAGAUGAACGUAGAGUUAGGAGGCAACGUCGUGCUACAUCUCCAGAAAAAGAAGUCGGCGUAAACAGAGUUAUUCGUGUGGUGUCUGCGGGUGACUUAAAUUUGGAUUCGACUGAAGAAAACGCAGCACCUAAAAUUGUUCCGACGCCCGGUCUCGUUUGCAUGACUACUCCUGGUUUUGCGGCGACACUUGGAACUCUACUUGCUACUCUCAUUUGUUCGUGUGCAGUGUCUGCAAUUUUGUUCUUUAAAUUGCGGCCUAUAACCAGUCUAAAGAAGAAAACAGCAGCUAUCGCGACGUUAGCCCGACCACACCCACCCGCAGGACCACACGUAAUCUCAAAGAGUCGGUUCUAUUCGUAACGUUGCCGUUUUAAAUAAAUUUGUACAUAUUAGUGUAAAGAGACUGAAGUACGUUGAACAUGCCUUUGCAUUAAAUAUCAGUGCUCGUGUGAAUGCAAACUUCGGGAAUUUGUUAAUUGUACUAUAAUAUGUAGUUUUCUACGUCUUAUUUAACGCAAGACUUAAAAAACUGCGAUGCUAAUUAUUAUAGAAGACUUUUUAUUUUGUGACGUUUCAUAUUUCACUACCUCUUGUUUUUCG
Messenger RNA from Papilio machaon (common yellow swallowtail), 2147 nucleotides. RefSeq lists its product as uncharacterized. The transcript is spliced from 4 exons. The record is from RefSeq and is a predicted model, not a curated record. The coding region runs from base 204 to 1907 and encodes 567 amino acids. Lineage: Eukaryota; Metazoa; Arthropoda; Insecta; Lepidoptera; Papilionidae.